AGGAGUGAUCUUCCAAUCUAUAAGUAUAGUCAUCAAUCUUGUUAACAAUAUGUAGACCUGAACCAUCUCCCACCUCCCAAAACCCAACCAUCCCCCCCAAAUCAUGGUUACUUCCUUUUUGCUGUCCACCCAGCCUCCUUUAGCUGUCUUCUUCUUCUUCAUCUUCUUGCUCUUCUUCAUCGACACCACUUCAUUUCACGGGGCAGGCAUUUCUGCUUCCUCCACUCCUUUUUCCACUACCAACGCGACCGAGAAUAAGGAUGAAGCACAGGCUCUCCUGAAUUGGAAAUCUACUCUUGACAACCAUAGCCAGUCUCUCCUCUCUUCAUGGCACAGCGACAAUCCUUGCGGCUUUACCGGUGUCGUUUGCGACGACUUUGGAGCCAUCGCCCAUCUAAAUCUUUCCUAUUUCGGUUUGAGAGGAACUCUAGACGGCCUCAACUUCUCCCGCUUAACAAGUGUGGUUAGCUUUGAACUUGCCAACAACUCGAUCUAUGGCUCCAUUCUCUCAAGUAUCGGUAACCUUUCCAAACUCAACUCUCUUAACCUUUGCUUCAAUGAACUAUCCGGGGACAUUCCUCCAAAUUUAGGUAUGCUAGAGAGUCUUCAUUAUUUGUAUCUAUGUGCAAACAACUUGAGUGGACACAUCCCUUGGGAGAUUGGAUGGUUGGGUUCUCUUUUGGAACUCGGCUUUUCCAAAAACAAGUUCACCGGGCCCAUUCCUCCUUCUCUUGGAAAAUUAGGUAUGGGUCUCGAAAGUCUAUUUCGGUAG
Syzygium oleosum is the source of this 772-nucleotide messenger RNA. Its product is annotated as probable leucine-rich repeat receptor-like protein kinase At1g35710. Bases 104 to 772 code for a protein of 222 amino acids. The record is from RefSeq and is a predicted model, not a curated record. The transcript is spliced from 2 exons. Lineage: Eukaryota; Viridiplantae; Streptophyta; Magnoliopsida; Myrtales; Myrtaceae. Gene Ontology annotation, molecular function: protein binding.